AUGGAUAACGCAAAAUAUCACAAGAAGUUGCCGCCCAACACACCCCGAAAAGGGAGUCGGAGAUCCGACAUCCAGGCUGCUUCUAAGUUCUAUGGCUUGCCUUACGCUGAAUCUGAUACAAGAGCGAUCAUGUGGGAAAAGUUGUCACGGCACACUGCUGAGCACGUAGAGCCAGAGAUUGUGACGAUGGCGAAGAAGAAGGGUCACAAAGUAGUGUUCACGCCUCCACACUACUCUGAUUUGCAGCCGAUUGAGUAUGUGUGGGCAAAUGUAAAGGGAGAAGUUGAGCGCCAGUACACCAAGGAUACUACAUUCCAACAGGUCAGAAGUCGGCUUGAUACAGCUUUCAAAACUUUGUCGUCGAAAACUGUUCAAGGCUGCAUUGACAAAGCAAGAGCCCACUUGGUGGAUCUGAAUGCUUAG
Phytophthora sojae is the source of this 423-nucleotide messenger RNA. RefSeq lists its product as hypothetical. Bases 1 to 423 code for a protein of 140 amino acids. The transcript has a single exon. The record is from RefSeq and is a predicted model, not a curated record. NCBI's taxonomy places the organism in Eukaryota, Oomycota, Peronosporomycetes, Peronosporales, Peronosporaceae. Gene Ontology annotation, molecular function: nucleic acid binding.